AUGAUUGAUGUCAUUAACAUAUUUAAUAAAGGAGGUCUGUUAUUGUGGUCAUAUAAUUUUUAUGAGAUUGAUGAUACUACAAUAAGAACUAUAGUGAAACAUGUAUUAAUAGAAGAAAAAUAUGAAGAGUUUUCUAAGAAACAUAAUAAUUAUCAUGCUAAGUGGAAAUUAAUAAAUGACUUAGAACUUGUCAUACUUAUAGUGUAUCAGGGUAUUCAAAAUUCAACUUAUUUAGAAAAUUUAUUUUUACAAGUAAAAAAAAACUUUAUUAAAAUAUUACCAAAAAAUAAAGAUGUAUUUGAUUAUGAUUUUCCUAUAGAUUUUGAUGACAAUUUUUUAGAAAUUGUUGAAAAUCUCGAUGAACAUAAAAACUUAAAUAAUAAUACACAUAAAAGUGAUAACAAAAAAAAUAAUAAACAUAACACUAAUAACAAAAGUGAUGAAGAAACAUCAAGCGAUAAUCAAAAUAAUAGUAAUAGCACUCUAGAAGAUGAUGAUGAUGAUAAUAAUAAUAAUAUAAAAAAUAAAAAAAAUGCUAAAGUUAAAAAAACUGCAAGAGAAUGGGAAUUAAGUCAAAAAGUAACAAAAAGGGAUAUAAGAAAAUUAGAUUAUUCUAAAAAUGACGAUAAUGAUAUUAAUAAUAAAAAUAAAAAUAACGAAAUGGAUAAUGAUAAUAAUAAUAAUAAUAGCAAUAUUUAUAAUAAUAGUAAAUAUGAAGGAGAUGAUGAUGAUGAUGAUUCUAGUGAUGGUGCUACUGAAAAUAAAAAUAAUAUAUUAAAUAAAUUAAACGAUUCUCUAUUUAAAAUGUUUUCUUAUAAUAGCAAAAUUGAAGAAGAAGAUAUUGAAAAAAUUUUACAUGAAAUUAAAAAUAAAUUACUUUCAAAGAAUGUUGCUAUAGGUAUUUGUGAUACUCUAAUUGAUAGAAUGAAAGAAAAUCUUAUAGGAAAGAAAAAAACACUCUUCGCUUUAAAUGUUAAAAAAACUGUUUCUAAUGUAUUAUCAGAAACCAUACAAUCUAUUUUAAUACCAAAAGAUUCUGUAGAUGUUUUAAGAUCUGCUAUUGAAUCCAAAUCUAUGGGGAAAUUAUAUUCUAUUGUAUUCUUAGGUGUUAAUGGUGUAGGGAAAUCAACCAACUUAGCUAAGGUAUGUUAUUAUUUAAAAAAUAAAGGUAAUCUUAAAAUUAUGAUAGCAGCAUGUGAUACAUUUAGAGCUGGAGCGGUUGAACAAUUAAGAAUACAUGCCAAUUGUCUCAACGUAUUUUUAUAUGAAAAAGGAUAUGGAAAAGAUGCAUCAGCUAUUGCUAAAGAAGCUAUCUUAUAUGCAAAAAAAGAAAAUUAUGAUGUGAUAUUAAUCGAUACAGCAGGAAGAAUGCAAGAUAAUGAACCUUUAAUGAGAUCUCUUGGAAAAUUAAUUCUUUAUAAUAAUCCAGAUCUAAUCUUAUUCGUUGGAGAAGCCUUAGUUGGAAAUGAUGCAAUUGAUCAAUUAAAAAAAUUCAAUCAAGCAUUAACUGAUGCAACAUGUAAUUCGACCAAUAAACGUACAAUCGAUGGAAUUAUUUUAACCAAGUUUGAUACAGUGGAUGAUAAAGUUGGAACUGCAUUAUCUAUGGUGUAUUUGACUGGAAAGCCAAUCGUUUUUGUUGGAGUAGGACAAAAAUAUACACACCUUAAAAAGUUUAACGUAAAUAUGGUUGUUAAGGCAUUAAGUUGA
Molecule: messenger RNA, 1710 nt
Organism: Plasmodium gaboni
Lineage: Eukaryota; Apicomplexa; Aconoidasida; Haemosporida; Plasmodiidae
Product: signal recognition particle receptor alpha subunit
Exons: 1
Coding region: 1-1710 (569 amino acids)
Biological process (GO): SRP-dependent cotranslational protein targeting to membrane
Cellular component (GO): endoplasmic reticulum membrane; signal recognition particle receptor complex
Molecular function (GO): signal recognition particle binding; GTPase activity; ATP hydrolysis activity
Source: RefSeq, a predicted model, not a curated record